GCGCCUCGGCUAUGACAAUGUUGCAAAGUGCGCCAAGAAGGCUCACAAGGAAGGCACAACCCUCAAGGAGGCUACCCUUUCGCUCGGACUGCUCAGCUCCGAGGAGUUUGACGAGACCGUGCGACCAGAGCUCAUGCUCGGACCGACUGCCUAGAUUUUUGUACGCUCGUGAUUGUAGCGCUGAGCUAGACGCGUCGUCUUCUUUGCCGCCGCUACUCGACCCGAUAGCAGGCGCAGGGUGGCAAGUCAUGGCAGUACAGGCAGCAGAGAGGCCGCUGCAUGCCUUUGUGACGUUCUUGAGCAGCGAUGCGUACCUCGCAGGCGCUCUGGUGACACUACAGUCGCUCAAAGAGGCCGAAGGAAAGAUACCCGCUGUCGACUACGAGACCGUCUGUCUGGUAGUCGCAGAGAAGUUACGCUACGAGACCAUCCAAGCUCUGCAGGCAGCUUUCGACUAUGUACUGUCUGUCGAAGAGAUCCAGACGAAGAAUUGGUCGGAGCUGGAUUUGCUAGGUCGACCAGAGUUGGCGGGAACACUGACGAAGCUGCACACCUGGCGACUGGUACAGUACCGCAAAGUGAUCUACCUCGACGCAGACACGCUCGUGCUUCGACCACUGUCGCACCUGUUCAAGCUCAAGGACACUUUCUCAGCUGCGCCAGACUCUGGCUGGCCAGACUGCUUCAACUCGGGCGUCAUGGUCCUUUCACCUUCGUUGGAUACUUUCGCUAGCCUGGCCGACAUGUCUCAGCAACGGGGAACCUGGGAUGGCGGCGAUCAAGGCUUGCUAAACGACUUCUACCCCGACUGGAACCGCUUGCCCUUCACUUACAACGUCACGCCCACCGCGCAUUACACAUACACCCCCGCGUACCGACGGCAUGGUCAGGAAAUCUCUGUGCUUCAUUUUAUUGGUCAAAACAAGCCUUGGUCAGCGUCCGGCAGCCGAUCCGCUUCGAGCAAGGCCUACCAUCAGCGUGAAAACUUGCGUGACUACAACGAGAUGGUUGCAAGCUGGUUCGACGUCUUUACGCGUCACUACGGAUCUGUGGAGCCAUCUCAAGUCGCGAGCGCGAUCGCGCCCAAGCUGCCUUCGCCCGCUCGUCACCUACCUGCGAAUGGCCGGCAAGCAGGUGUGCCCGCCGCCAAUGUAGGUCCUCAGAAACCUCUUUCACCACCUCUGGUCAAUUGGGAUCCUGCACGCGCCUCGCCUCCGAAGGAUGGGGCACCUCAGAUGCAAGGCACCUUCAACGACUUUUACGAAAACGCAUGGGAUGCGCCUUCCGGCUCUGGACAAUUCUUCGAAGUGCCCGAGUAUGGCGCGAUUCCGGCCCACCUCAGGGAAGAAUACAGACAGUCGAUGCAAGCUUCCGAUACGACUGCUCGAGUCUUUCCUUGGGAAUCACAACAGCCCAAACGAGCCAGUCGCAGAUUUCCGGAUGAUCCUGCCGGCGCUGCAAGUACCGUCAAAUCUAGCUCGCCGCAGCCACAGAGUACCACGAUUGGCAAUGACAUGACCUACAGCAGCAAUGCCUGGGAUGAUAUGCCAGGAAUCAGACAGUACGCCCGUAGGCUCGACCAGCAACAACACCCUGCCGCGCGAUCGUUCGCACCAGAGACGCCUGCGCCAGGAAAGUCAUACGCACGUCGCGGAAGUGCCCAAGCCCAGACAGCAAACGGCAGCUCUGCUGGCAAGUCGUCAGCGAACAAGGUAGCAGGGCCCGGUGAUACAUACGAGACAAGCAGUCAAGUCAGCAGUGGAGAUGGAGAUGAUGAAGGAGCAGAGGAUGAGGAUUCGCCGAAUUCUACGCCUCGGCUGGGCCCUUCACCCAAUGACGAUCGUCCUGGACCUCCACCGUCCAACGCGAGACCGUAUGUACGUCGUGCCGAUGGUUCCGCUGGUUCGAUGAGCCGACUACCGACCGACGCCUCAGCUGCCGUUAGCGCCAAGUCUGACAGCGCUGACGCAUCAAUGCUGACGGUCAACGACAUCAACCAGGCAAUGUCACAAGCACAAGGGCCUGGCUACGCGCGCACCCUGUCGAGCGGGACGGACAGCACCGUCAGCAGCAAUCCAAAACGGAUGAGCCAUCAGAGCAAGUCCAGCAGCGUGACAAGCGUCUCACCUGCUUCGCCUGCGACUCAGAUGCCGCCGACGGUAGGCAGGGUGUUCAGUGAUACGACGGAUACGGCGCAUGUGAAGAAGGAAGGCCUCGAGGCUUUACAGCGAUUGGUGCACACGAUGAAUUCGCAGAGUAAUUCACCGGCUGCUGCUACGCCUCAGCCCGAGACCUGAAUGAUGUCGAGAAAAUGCAUGAAUUCGAGAGUCUGGUGC
Mixia osmundae IAM 14324 is the source of this 2336-nucleotide messenger RNA. Its product is annotated as glycosyltransferase family 8 protein. The record is from RefSeq and is a predicted model, not a curated record. The transcript has 6 exons. Gene Ontology annotation, cellular component: cytoplasm. NCBI's taxonomy places the organism in Eukaryota, Fungi, Basidiomycota, Mixiomycetes, Mixiales, Mixiaceae. Gene Ontology annotation, molecular function: glycosyltransferase activity. Bases 249 to 2297 code for a protein of 682 amino acids.